AUGGCCGAACAGGCUGCUAGAGGAAACCAACCUGUAAGGGAACACAAACCCUCACGCCUUCGUCAUGAAGUUCGAGUGACUCCAAAUGGCGAUGAGAGGGAAGAUCAGAGUCACCUUGGUCCAAUGCCUCACAGCGAUACCGUGGUCCCCGAGACACAGCUUGAUGACACCAGAUGCCUUGACGACAAUAUACAUAGCGAUGAAAACGAGUCGGACUGUGAUCAGAAUCUCAUGAGUCCGAAUUCACGCGCCACUUUGAAGGGUUUUGUGGUGACUCCAAAGGCGAACCCGAUUGACACUGACCCAUGCAUCUUCAAGUCCUUAACCAAGGAACUUCCAGGACUUGAUGGCGGCUCGGCUCCCUCCUUCUCAAAGCCGCAUUAUAUUCGAAGAUCUAUGCAGAUGCCAAAGACAAUCACUACACAAGGUGGGCUUGCUGGACCGCAGUCUGCUACUACCACAUUGGCAUCAUUCCAAGAUCAAGCGAGGCGCAAAAUGGGACUCAAUGUGCUUGUUGCCGCUACCAACCCCACGAGCAUCUCAGUUCGAGGCUUGCCACACAGCACACAGGAUGCGCAGUAUCGUACACGCGUGCAAGAACCCGAAGCAUCCAAUGCAUUUUCUCGACUCCCAACGAACGACCGACACGACGAAAAGGCUGGUCAUUUCGGUCCGAUGCAGUCUGGCAUAGGACCUGGACUUCCACUGCCAGAGCGUGCCAUCGAACGAAACAACAGGACAAAAAAGAGUGGCACAGCCAACAAAGAUGGGGACAAUGGCAGGGAUCUACCAUCUCAGCAGCACGGUGGACCGUUGAAUCACCAGCCAACCAAUGUCGCUGGUCCUAUCCAACACUUUGGCGAUAUCAAUGAAACUGUACGCGAAAUAAUCCCCGAUCCGCAGAUCUUGCCUUCUGUUGAGGUACAUAACGACCAGCCACGCGUCACUCCCGAGAACAAUAUGACGUCGGCUUUCGCUACCCAUGAUCCCAAAGAAAUCAGCUUAGGUUACCAGGUGCAUGAGUACCAAGCCCAGGAACAAAAUCAUGCUGAGCGUCAGACGAAAUCAUACAGAAGCACCCAGGAGAUAUCCAAAACAACAUCAGCUGGUCUGUUGAAUAAACCUUCGCAGCGGGCAUCUUCAAUGUCUACUUUGAAAUCCGCAUCUGUUGCUACUGAGCAGCCGCUUGACUUCAAUUCAGAGCAGCAGUGCUUGCGAGUGGAAUACAGCCAAGACAUGAUUCCUCGCCGCGAGCAGAACAGUCUUCAACACCCAGCCACGAUUUCCCCAAAGGAGCCGCAUGAUGGAAAUUUGCCAUAUCCGAAUGGAACGCCAGGUGACGAAUAUGCAUUUAGAGGGCAGUCACUUUCGUCAAAUACACAUGCGACCUCCGCACGGCCCGAGGCACGAAUCAAGAAACCCGAGGAGAUAUUGCAUCGAGUAUCAGGCCAUGCAGGGCCCAAUCGCGUAGUCAAGCCACCAAGAAACUCACGGGCAGAAAGCAAAUCUGCUCCGCAAAGGUUCCACGCGUCAUACAUGUCACCUAAUGUCAAAAGCUCGGUUGAAAGCCUGCUCCUAGCGUUAGAAGCAGACAGUUUUCGGAGAGAUCAUGAACACGACAAAGAGUCUGAACAUCAAAAGGAAAAAGUUUCUAUACUCUGUGAGCAGCUGGAUUUCCAAAAGAUGAUUAUUGAAGACUGCAAAGAUCAGCGAGAAAAACUGCAGAAUGCACUGAAAGGUGUGACCGACAAAGCCAAAACUAACCAGAAUUACUUGGAAGGUCUUCACAAGGACUAUGAAAAUUUGCGCAAGUCAAUGUUAUCGACCAAGGAGAAAGACAAAAAGGCACUCAGAGCAACUAUUGCUGAAUUUGAGGACGAAAAGCAAAAGCUGAGGCAUGAAUUCGAAGAUGCCGCGACCAAACUCCUCGAAGGCCAGAGGAAAACGAAGGCAGUCGCGGAGGACCUGUUUUCACAGUUGGAAGUAGCUAACGCAGCAAAGAAAAGCCUGAUGGAGAGACUGAAUCAACUGGAAGCUGCGUACGCAAGAGAGCAGAAAAAACGCGAAGAUGCUGAGAGCAAACUCCUGAGUGAGUUUCACCAUUUGCAACGUCAAGCCAAUGACGAUUCAACGACUGUUAUCAAUAUGCUGGAGUUGCUACACACUUCAAUCGAGAAGGCUGCUACGGGCGACUGUCCGGAUAGCAAGAUCAAAGAGAGUCUUGAUAUUCUGAAGAGCUUACAGAAAACACCUCCCUUGAAGAUACAGGAUGUCCAGAAGGUAGAGGGAAUGGCAAUUAUGAGCUCUGUACCAUCAACUGCAGAUCUCCAGGCGUGCAUACAGCAACAACUACAAGAUUUGCGCAACAAAAUGAUGAAUUAUGAAAUCAUUGUUGCGGAGAAUUGCAAGAUGAAAGAAUCGAGCAGUGCUCUUACAAUGCAACUAGAGGGCCAGAAACAGGAAUGUUGUCGUCUCAAUGAGCAAACGGAACGCCUACGACAAAUUGAGGUUGAUUUGAAGGUCCGCUGCAGCGAACUGGAGCGGGAUCUGAACGAUUUGAGAGCUGCAGCUCACUCUUCUCAAACCGACAUUUCAGAAUUGGAAAGGACUAACACUGAUCUACGCCGAAAGCUGAAGGAAACUGAAAAUGACCUAAAGGCAGCUAAUGUGAAGAUCAGCAAGGCUGAAGAGUCGCGAAAAGCCUCAGAGAAAGAAGCAGCAGAACACAAGCAUCGUUACGAGGUAUCUCAGAAGCAGCUGGAGAGCAUAGUUCAAAAACAAGCAGACGAGAAGCGAAACACCGCGACGAUUCAUGAGACACUUUCGGAAGAAUACAUAGUGAAGCUAGGCGAAAAGGAAAAAGAGUUCAAGAGCCAAUUAGAUCGAAUCAAGCUCGAACGCAACGAGAAGGUCAUAGCCAUCCAACAACUGAAUGAAGACCUGGCUAUUGCAAACGACCAGCUGGAUCAGCUCAGGAAGAAGACCAAAGAUCAGCAAGAUUCGCACGAUGCACUCCAAGCACAAGCAUUGCAGCAGCACACUACGAUGUGCCAGGAAGCAGAUGAAAGAAUCUCUCAAUUAUGUCAAGAGGCCCAGAAUACCUUGCAAUCGACACAGGACAAGGUCGCGACUCUGGAGAGAGAGAACCAAACUCUACUCUCUAGACUCGAGAAAGCUCACACAAACGAAGAAACUAUGAAAAAAGUCGAGGUAUCACUGUCUGGAGAAAAGCAUCGCUUACAAGAGGAGAUGACCAAGUUGUCCUCUGCUAUCCAAGCCAAGGAUUUGGAAAUAUCUCAGAUCCGCGCAGAUGCCGACGACGAGAAUCGCAAAAUCAUCGCGCAGUAUGGGAAUGAUAUCGAAGACUACAAAAGCCGCUUAUCCGAGACAAGUGCAAAGCUGAAAGAGCUGGAAGUGAAGGCUAUACUGUGGGAAAAUCUGAACCAGGCCAAAAUUUCGGCGGCUCCAACGGUGGUUGAGUCUGAAUUACUGGAUGUUGAAGCUGAACGCCGCCAUGGACUUGAGAGAGCCAAAGACCAAGAUGCUUCAAGCAAACGGCACGAUAACCAUGAUACAAGUCAAAGUCUAUUCUCGUCCCAGCCUGAUCAAAAUGCUCGUGCGCCCAAAGCGCGAAAGAAAGUGAACCGCGAAAAUCAGUCCGUCAUCGAGGCUACCCAGACGCAAAUUGACGGUCUUCAGUUUCCUGGAUUGAUCCAUGACGAGCUCUCACAGACUCAGGUUGUUGAUCCGGAUUUAUUCGCGACCUUUCUCAGGGACCCACAUGAUGUUCCUCGCCUCCAAGAGGAUAGGGACUAUUUCUCGGCUUUGAACUAUACUUUUGACUCGGUUCCCGAAACCCAGGAUCCAGGAGCUUUACCACUGUCCCAACAAUUCUUCACAGAAAGGCUGGGUCAAGCUGCAGAAAAGGAUCCCGAGCGUAAUUCCUCAAGUUCUACUGAUUUCAGUACCGUUACAUCAAAAGAGCUGGCGCAAAUGCAGAAAGAGGUGGAACUGAAUUCAACAUCAAAAGUCCGUGGCCACGAAUGCGUGUCUGCAAAUGCUAAGCAAUCUUCCGUUACCAUGACACCCGGGCCUCUUCACGCAGACGGGAUUUCUGUGGGCAGCUCUUGUUCAUCUCAACACCAAGAGCGACCAAGAUCACAGGCUAACACGGCAUCUCGAAUGAUGCCUCCUCCUAGCAACAUUCCAAGCCAAUCCCAAAGUCCCGUUGCAUCUCGAGUGAUCAGGAUCAAGCUUCCAAGUAACCGUGAGAAGCUUGGUAGUAUCAUUCAGGGGUUUGAUAAAAGCGUUCCUUCAGAAAAGCGGAAACUUCCCACAAGUGAGACUAACAGACGUACGACCUCGAAGAAGCAGCGUAAACCGGUUUCGCCCAUGUCCGCUGUUCCCUCGCCUGGUUCACCAAAAUAUUCCCCGGGCCCAUCCACGGGAUUUAUUGCCGGAUCACGUUCAAGAGGAAGCGGUAAAUCGAAUGCGAAAAGUACCCCCACAAAACCGACCCGCGGAAGACCCCAAGGUAGCACCUCCAAAAUCCACUCUGGCGUUCCCACCCUUGUCUCAUCGGAUGCAACUUAUCCCUCUCUCCAACUACGCUUUUCACCAACGAAUUCUGCUUCCUCCAAGCGUCCCCUCUCUCGAGUCACACGAAGCAACAGCAGGAACGGUACUGCAUUUGGAGACGAUUUCAAUGACCGAUUCAAUGAAGAGCUAGGAGGAUUUCAUUGA
Exserohilum turcica Et28A is the source of this 4743-nucleotide messenger RNA. RefSeq lists its product as uncharacterized. The coding region runs from base 1 to 4743 and encodes 1580 amino acids. NCBI's taxonomy places the organism in Eukaryota, Fungi, Ascomycota, Dothideomycetes, Pleosporales, Pleosporaceae. The record is from RefSeq and is a predicted model, not a curated record. The transcript is spliced from 7 exons.